AUGUUAUUUAUCAAGAGUACUACUACUGCAUGUAUUUUGCUUGUAUUCUUCUGUGCUGCUUGUUUAUCUACUGCUAGGUUCUAUCCUCCAGGAAGUGGAGAAGUUAAUACUAUUUCGAGUACAAAGGCUAGUGUUGCCACUGCAAACAACAAUGAGGAGAAAAGCAUAACUGCAAUAGACUCAGAGAAACAAAGUUUUCAUGCAAAGAGAAGUUUGAGAACACAUGAUUUGUCUCAUGAGGUUGAUGGUGGUUUUGUUGCUUUUACUACUGACUAUCAUCCACCAAGGCAUCAUCCACCUAAGAACAACAAAUGA
Messenger RNA from Vicia faba (fava bean), 315 nucleotides. NCBI's taxonomy places the organism in Eukaryota, Viridiplantae, Streptophyta, Magnoliopsida, Fabales, Fabaceae. The record is from the annotation of a GenBank genome assembly.